Sitophilus oryzae (rice weevil) is the source of this 848-nucleotide messenger RNA. Its product is annotated as piggyBac transposable element-derived protein 3-like. The annotation marks the transcript as partial. The record is from RefSeq and is a predicted model, not a curated record. The transcript is spliced from 2 exons. Lineage: Eukaryota; Metazoa; Arthropoda; Insecta; Coleoptera; Curculionidae.
GUAAAAUCGACUUAAAAAAACUAGAAAACGAUCCAGAUGCCUUGUAUGAUCUCUUAGAUAGUAUUGAUUCGGAGGUUGAGAUGGAAUCCCAUGAAGAAGAAACUGUUACCGAGGUCUUGGAAGAGGAAAUAGCUGUUCCUCAGGCUACACAGUCCAGCGACGAAGAAGAGACUGAUUCCGAAGACGACGUUCCUCUCGCGUAUCUUGAGUCUGGGUGGAAGCCGGGCUUAUUUUCCAGUAAAGAAGAUCCAUUGGUAGUUAAUAGUACCAACAGUCCCCAGAGUCCAUGGCACUAUUUUCAAAAAUAUUUGGGGGCCGAUUUUUACUCAUUGGGCGCCAAAUUGAGUGAUGUGAUGCCGCGUGAUAUGUUUUACCUUUUGAGAGUUAAUUUUCACGCUGUGGAUGUUCUGGGAGUUCCAGGUGAAAUUCAAAAGGAGAAUAGACUAUGGAAGCUUCAACCCAUAAUAGACAUGAUUCGAAACCAUUGCAGAUCACUGGAGAGGAAACCUAAAUCCUCGUAUUCAAUUGACGAACAAAUGAUUCCAUUCUUAGGAAGGUGUCCAGUGAGACAGUAUGUGAGGAAUAAACCUAGACCAGUGGAUCUUAAAAAUGUUGUUCUCACAACAUCUGAGGGAAAAAUUCUUGACUUUGAAAUUUAUCAAGGUAAACUGACGCCUUUCCAAAACAAAGACCUGGGUCUUGGUGCCUCGGUUAUCCUGCACCUAUCUCAUAUACUACCAAAAGAGAGUUAUCUUUUUAUUGACCGAUACUUUUCGACUGAAUCUUUGUUUGACAGGCUGAUUUCUUUGGAAAUUUAUGGCACCGGAACCAUCAUGCCAAAUAGAUAG